AUGCUGAUCAACUGCGGACCCUUGUCUGAAUUUGUUCAGGCACGGUAUGUGAUUCAUCUCUCCACAGGGAAACGGUUGGUGCUGUUCCGCCUACCGUCCAUCGAUCCCUGCAGUUCAAAACCCAACGAGACAGGGGGAUGGUCAUACUACUCAAUGGAAGCCGAGUGCCCGCAUGCCGGAGGCCCUAUGCAAGACUCCCACGUUGACAUAGAAGACUCGGCUUACGUCGUCUCCUGUCCGUGGCACGCCUACGAUUUCAAUGUGGAGACCGGCGAGUCGAGCGUAGGUAUCAAAGCCUGCACAUUCCCCGUCGAUGUUCGCGAUGGAUUUGUGACUCUGGACUUCCCAGUCGAAGACGGAUCGAUUGUCAAGCUUGACAAAAUUGAGCCCGUCAGCGAGAAAGUCAAGUUGAAGCAUGCGCGACCGUCAGACAAGCCAGCGCCUACUCGGGCUGAUCCUGGCAUGGCACAAUACCUCGAUGACAAGGCGACAUUAUGUGACUGGGCCGUUCACAUCUUGAACACCGCUAAUCCGGAGCACAAAAUUGAAUUGACUACCCACUUAUUCUCCAUUUUCAGUGAUCGAGAGGGCUCUGCAUCACCUAUGGAAAUUGGAAGGGGGACCAUCGCCGCCCCGGAUCAACCUCCUCGCGAGAAAAUGAAGACUCUGGAACCGGGAAGAAUGCCACGCGCUGGAAAUGGAGGAAGCGUGAGAAGUCGAGUCGCCAUGCUCCACGCCUUGGCCAACAUUGAACUCUGGGCCAUCGACCUGGCAAUCGACAUCUGCGUGCGAUUCUCAACGUUCCAAGCCGAGAAGUCUUCCCAAGAGCUUCCACGAGCAUACUUUCACGACUGGCUGAAAGUCGCCAGCGACGAAGCGAAGCAUUUUUCCCUCCUACGCACACGAAUGGAGGAAAUGGGAUCUCAUUUCGGUGCACUACCAGUGCACCACAGUCUCUGGGAAUCCGCCAUGGACACCGCACACGACCUUCGAUCCCGGAUUAGCAUCAUCGCCCUGGUCCAUGAAGCCCGGGGUCUGGAUGUCAACCCAAUGACCAUCCAGAAGUUCCGCAACGCCGGGGACACCGAGAGUGUCGCAGCCCUGGAGGUUAUCCACAACGACGAAAUUACACAUGUCACCACCGGCCACCGAUGGCUAAGCUGGAUCUGCGACCAAGAAGGAACAGACCCAGUACAGGUCUUCCGCAGCAACGUCUCGAAACAUUUCCGCGGAACGAUUCGAGGACCAUUCAACGAAGAAGCUCGCUUGCAGGCUGGUAUGGACCGUCGCUACUACGAAACCACACCGCAAAUAGCUGCCGCAUAA
Penicillium cinerascens is the source of this 1326-nucleotide messenger RNA. RefSeq names its product Rieske [2Fe-2S] domain protein. The transcript has a single exon. The record is from RefSeq and is a predicted model, not a curated record. Lineage: Eukaryota; Fungi; Ascomycota; Eurotiomycetes; Eurotiales; Aspergillaceae. Gene Ontology annotation, molecular function: 2 iron, 2 sulfur cluster binding. The coding region runs from base 1 to 1326 and encodes 441 amino acids.